AUGGUUUCCCUUACACUGAAGCCUAACUCUUGGGGAUGUGUUUCAGAAUAUGAAGCACGCUAUGGGGUUAUAUACAAGGUAGGAAUUUGGGUGCAAUCAUUUAGAAAGACUAUCUCAGUUACCUUAUCACAAGGCCCAUAUGUGGAAAGGCAACGCGCUGAAUAA
Molecule: messenger RNA, 165 nt
Organism: Aspergillus niger
Lineage: Eukaryota; Fungi; Ascomycota; Eurotiomycetes; Eurotiales; Aspergillaceae
Exons: 2
Coding region: 1-165 (54 amino acids)
Source: RefSeq, a predicted model, not a curated record